AUGACCCACCUGCUGGAUUCCGAGCUGCUCCAGCUAGAGGAGGACAUGGCGCGGGAGGUGGCUCGGCAGGAGAAGCUGGCAGACGUGAUUGCCAUUGCUGGGGGCGACAUGCCGCAGCUGCCCGUGCAGGAGCUAGAGGACAAGGAGGAGAGGCAGCUGCACCGCGAGGUGACGCACAUGGGCGGCGAGCUGCGGUCGAUGCGGCGGGUGCUGCUGGAUCUGAGUGUGGAGCGGUGCAAUGUGGAGCGGGCACUGGAGCACGCGCACUGGCAGGUGGACUCGUUCGACGCCGUCAAGGCCAUGCACAGCACGCAGUUCCACCUCUUGCAGCUGAUGGCGCAGACAGAGGUGCUAAAGGACCUGGUGCAGAUGGAGAGGGAGGAGAACGAGCACGUGGAGAGCUUUGUGCGCCUGGCCCUCGCGGACCUGGAGGCCAGCGGCCCCAACAGCUUCCUGCUCGAAGCGUCCUCCGUGGACCUGCUGGAAACCCUCACCGCCUGCUACAUCAACCAGGGCUCUGGCUUCACUCCGCUGGACGGGCACACGGACCUGGGGUCAGGGUUUGAGGGCGAGGGGGAGGGCUCUUCUGGGGGAGGUAGUCCUGUUGCUGGUGUGGGGGGUGCAGGGGCACAGGGAGCGAGAGCGGGUUUGCCUCUGGGGGUGUCUGAGCGGGUUCGCACUCGCAGUCUGCGUCGCCACCGCAGCAGGCACUCAGAGGAUGGCUUCGAACCCAGCCGUCUGGGUGGCAGCCCUGGGCGCUACAGUCCAGGGCAUGCCGCUCUUGAGCACGCGGGGAGCGGCUCGCCACCCAUGGCGUCACACUCACCGCCCAUUGUUUCUCGCUCGUUCACCCACCAUGGGGGUGCGGCUAGCAAGCUUUCGCAGGCAGGAGCAGGUGGAAUGGCAGGUGGGGGGUAUGGUGAUGAGGAGGACGACGAUGGGUCGGUGGGGAGUGAGGAGGACGAGGAGUACGCUCGUCUCAUGGGGCUCGGAGGCUCGGAAAUGCGUCUGCAGGACCCGCAGCAGCAGCAGCAGAAGCAGCAGGCGCUGGUUCGGCGGUCAGCCACGGCGCCAAUCAAGUCACUCAGGUCUGGAGCGUCCCCGGGCCUGGCGGGAGGCUCGGGAAGCAUGCACGAACGGGAGCCACACGAGAGUCAUUUGGGGGACUCGUCCCUCACUGCUUCUCCUGCUCGAUCAGAAGACUCAACUCUGGAUCCAAUGACCCAGCUCCCUGGUCUCACCCCCAGCAUGCUCUGCGCAAGCCGCAGCCCCGACCGCCCCCGUCCCGCCCCCCGCUCCCGUCCGCCUAUCAGCAAGUUCUCCUCCUCCCCCAGUUCCGCCCUUAACACUGCUGCUGCCCCAGUCAUUCCGAGUUCUGCCCCAACCAAUAGCAGCAUUGCUGGUCCGGGGGGUGAUCGCCCCCCUGCUGCAGCUGCAGCUGCGGCAGGGGCAGCAGGGCCGCACCCAUCAAUGGAGGCAACCCCCAGUGCUAUUGCCCGAACCCGCUCUGCUGGAUCUGACUUCCUCGAGCGAGGCUCGGCCGGGGCUGCCGGUCCGGUAGCUGGGUUGCUUAAGCCAGUGAGGUCUAGGGAGAGAUCUCGCAGCGGCAGUGGGGGCAGGGGGGAAGGGGGCGGCGGCGGGGGCAGCAGGGGUGGGUCGUGGGGAUCUGCAGGGUCACUGGGAGAGCUUGUGGGGGAGGAGGACUUAGAAGCGUUCAUGGAUUAUGAGAGCCAAGAGUCGGUGGUGUCGUCGAGUGAGGCUGAGAUGGCGGAUAAGCGCCGGGACAGGUGGCGCCGAUCCAAGGACAAGAUCCUACGGUCGAAAUCGCGCAAGGGCGAUAAGGCUGGAGCGGCUGCUGCUGCUGCUGGUGCUGCUGGUCGGGGUGGGGGCGGCACUGGUGGGGCUGGCAGUGCUGCUGGUGCUGGGAGUGGCGGCGGGUUUAGAGGCAGGAGAGAGAAGGCGCACGGAUUCGGUUCAGAUGCCACUUUUGCUGAGGAAUUUGAGGAGGCUGAGACAGGGGAUGGAGGGGCGGGGGGCAUGCAUGCGAGCAAGCUGUCUGUGGCGUCAGUGGAUUCUCUCAGUCGCUGGAAUUCCGUUCCCGCCGUCUCUGACGAUUGGGUCGACUCUAUAACCGCUUCUGCUCCUCCUGCUGCUGCCGAGCGAGGAGAUCAGCAGUGGGAGGUGGAGGGUGAGGGCGCCAGCACAGGCAUAGCAGCAGCAGCAGGGGCUGCAGCAGAGGGAACAGCGGAGGGUGCGGCAGAGGCAAGUGCAGGAGAGCUGGCAAGCGUGGAAUCUGCCCCGGCCUUGUUUGUGGGCUUUCAGGCAGGGAAGGACAGCACCGCCAACCCUGACAGCAACCAAUCUGCGUCUGCUUCCCCACCAUCAGCAGCCGUACCAGCCGCAACAGGAGCAGCAACAGGAGGAGGAGGGGGAGGGGGAGGUGCAGCAGGAGGCGGGGAGCCAGGCCUGCCACCAGCAGUGACUCGCACGCGGUCAGCAGAGGUGGCAAGGGGCGCGGCAGCAGGGCACAGGAGCGCGCGGAGUAUCUCCGACAUGCCCCCUCGCCCUCGUUCUGUCUCCAUUGCUGACGACUCUGCUGCCAGCUAUGGCGGCUCUGGUGCUGCCUCUGGGGCUGCGUCUUUGGCUGUCGGGAGUGCGGCUGCGGCUGCUGCUGGUGGUGCUGGUGCUGGUGGGGGUGCUGCAGGUGGUGGCAUGAAGUCGAGUGGCUUAAGGAAGGCGUUGGCCAAAUCCAUAUCGCAGAAGCUUGCUCGCAACAAGACCCGCACCCCCUCGCGCAACACCACCACCGCCUCCUCCACUCCUCUCACGCUCGAGCUAGAGGACCUGCGCCUGCGCCCGUGCGAGCUCUCAGAGGAGAUGCUGCGAUCCAUAGGCGCCAUCUACCUCGCGCACGCCUACCCCGCCCUCUGGGGCGCCGGGGAAGGCCGCAGGGCCGCCGCGCUGCUUGCCUCCGAGCAGAAACGAGUGGCCACAGAUGAGAAGAUCGAGAAGAUCCUCAAUCCGACGGCUCUCGAGGUGCUGGCGGUUUCGUCCCGUAGCAGCCCGGGCGGGAAGAAGGCGGGUGGCGGGACGAGGACGAGGAAGAAGUCGGAGGAUCCGUGGGAGGUGGUGGCGGCUGCACUGGGGAGUGUGGGGCCGGGGGGAGCAGGGGGAGGUGAAUCUGGUGCAGGUGGCAUCUGCCUGUCCCCGCAGCCAAUCAGUGCGUCUGGUUCAGGGUCGAGUCAGGGGGGGGAGGCAGGAGGGGGUGGGAGCCCACAGUAUCACUCCCAGCAGCAGCAGCAGCAGCAGCACCAGCAGCCGAGCCCUCUCUCUCCUGGUAGCAAUGCCACAACCCCUUCAGCAUCAUCAACAGCAGCUGCAGCAGCUGCUGCAGGUUCAUCGCUCACCACCUCUCCUUCUGUCACUUCCUCGCCCUCGUCCUUCUCCUCCCUCCCCUCGUCUUCCUCCCUCGCCUCUGUCGCUUCUCUACCCUCCUCCUCCUACUCCAGCAUCCGCAAGGGCGAGGCAGGGUCACGCUCCCGAAGGGCGUCCGGGUCAGCAGCAGUGCCUGCCACUCCGCGCACCGCCUGGCUCCGUGCCUCCCUGGCUGUCUUCCAGAACGCGGACAAGGGCGCAGGGGGAGGGGCGGGAGGGGGAGGAGGGUGGGUGGCAGGCGGUGGUGAGGUGGGAGGGAGUGGGAGUGAGCAGAUGGGGGAGCUGGGGGGGAUAGCUGGGAGUGGGGCUGUGGCCGCUGGGUUGCAGCAUCCUGCCACAAGGAGCAAUAGUUAUGGGAGUGCGAGUGGGUUUGGCAGCAGUGGCAGCUUGAGAAGCAGCAGCAGUGGGAAUGGUGGUGCUAUUUCUGGUGCUGGUGGCGCCGGUGGUGGGGGCGCUGGUGCUGGUGAUGCUGCUGGUGCGGCUGGUGCUCUGUUCAGUUCAGCAGACCCUUCCGCUGCACAUGCAAGCACUGACCGCCCUUCCCGCGCCAUCACUCGAACCUCCUCCACCCCUGUCCUCCAUACAGCCUCCCCCAUCACCACGCCAGCAGCAGGCAACACAUCAGCAGCACCCAAUUCAACCCCUCCGUCUUCCUCCCCACUCCCUGCCGCGCCGUCAGCGGCCAUAGGAGGGGGCAUAGCGGUGGGGAGUGCGGCGCUGGCAGUGGAGGGGUUUGUGGACCCGUAUGGCGUGCUGGAGUUCCACCCGUGCCCGCCUGUGGGGGCGUAUGGCGCCGCCAUGGAGGUCACGUCUGUGCCCAGCGAUGAUAAGUACAGCAACGUGGAUAUCUUCUCGCUCUGCCGCUACAGGAUGCUAGCGGAGCAGCUAUCGGAUCUGGAUCCCUCAUACCUCUCCGAGGACGAGAAGCUCGCCUUCUGGCUCAACCUCUACAACGCGCUGCUGCUGCACUCCUUCCUGAUCAACGGCUACCCCACAACACACGCAAAGCGCAUCUCCAUGCUCACUCAGGCCACAUUCAUUAUCGGCAACCUGCCUAUCAACGCCCUGGAGAUAGAAUUCGCUGUGCUCCGAGCACCCACCUACCGCUCCUCUCUGGCCAAGGCCCUAAAGAGCCGUCCCUUCGCAUAUGACGACCCCAGGGUGGGUUGGGCGCUCACAGUGGGGGAACCCAACGUAUCCUUCGCUCUCUGCCCCGGAAGCUUCUGCGCACCUGCCCUACGGGUGUACUCGGCUCGCACUGUGCAUGCCGAGCUAGAGGAGGCCAAGGAUAACUUCCUGGAAGUUGCCAUAGGCAUGAGCCGUGAUGACCGAAUCAUUCUUCCCAAGAUUCUUGACUGGUAUUGCCCUGACUUCACGGAUUCACUGCCUGCUCUGCUAGAGUGGGCCCUGAACCAAUUGCCGCCUGCCCCACGUGUUGCCAUUGCCAAACGGAUGGCUCAGAAGCGGAACCCAACCAUUGAACAGUGCGUUGAAGUGGCUUCAUAUGACUGGUCGUUCCGAUAUUUAUUGGACCCACGGUCUCUCACGAUUGGAACUGAUGCGUUAUAG
Closterium sp. Yama58-4 is the source of this 5004-nucleotide messenger RNA. Lineage: Eukaryota; Viridiplantae; Streptophyta; Zygnematophyceae; Desmidiales; Closteriaceae. The record is from the annotation of a GenBank genome assembly.